This is a messenger RNA of Suillus paluster, 1320 nucleotides long. RefSeq lists its product as uncharacterized. The record is from RefSeq and is a predicted model, not a curated record. Lineage: Eukaryota; Fungi; Basidiomycota; Agaricomycetes; Boletales; Suillaceae. The transcript has 5 exons. The coding region runs from base 1 to 1320 and encodes 439 amino acids.
AUGUUUGCUGGUCCAGAUCCAAGAAACGACUGGGAUAUGACCUCAUUAUCUUGCCAUCCCUCUGAAACUCCACAAGGCAGAACCUUUGCCCAGUUAUACCAAACGGCCGAUAGGAAUUUCCUAGAGGUGUUUCAGCAAUAUGCGGAAAUAAUCUUCCCAUCCGACAAGCGCAAGCCUAACGUUACUGUAGGGAAUGAGGACAUGGAGUGCGGUGAGGAAUUUGAAGUGUAUGAUGAAGAGGUGCCCAAUGGCCAUGACGACGUCGAAGAGGACAAUGACAUCGAGUCCUUUGGUCAAGGGGAAGAGGAGCAAGAGGAUCAUGAAGGCUCCUUGCCGCUGCCUGAUGCAUCACAAGGCUCCUUGCCGCUGCCUGAUGCUUCACUGGGUGAUGCAUCUGAUGCAUCAGGAGCCACGCCUGAUGCAUCAAUAGGUGCAAUGUCUGAUGCAUCAUCAUCAUACUCUAACUAUAAUGGUGUCUCCGCACCAAUUCCUCAUUCGUAUCUACCAGCAUACGUACCCCCUGUGACCACCAAUUCAGUUCCCAACUCGUUCGGACCAUUCUAUGCGCCCCAAAUGUCCACCACUUCGGUUCCUAGUUCUUUUACUCCGGCGUAUACUGCCCCUCUCAUGUCCACUGAUGGGUUUACACCGGUCUACAACCCCUCUGUGUCGACCCCCAACUUCUCAUUCCCCAAUAUGUGGCAAGAUCUCAAUGGGACUGAUCCAGUCUUCCAAAUGUCUCCGGCCUCUGCUGCUGCUUGGCUCCAGGAAAAUUUAUCGCCGGUUUCUGCUGAGCGCACUAGUCUGCAUGAGUCCAGUGCUGACUCGCUCCCAGUCUUGCCUCAUCCCAACCCACCCUCGCUCCCAGUCUUGCCUCAUCCCAACCCACCCUUGCUCCCAGUCUUGCCUCAUCCCAACCCACCCCAGCUCCCCAGUACACCCAACAAUUCUCUCUCCACUGUCAUAACCAAGCCGAUCACCGAAAAAAUCAUCCUCGAGCCCAAGGCCGCCCAAAAACCCAAGGCCGCCCCAAAACCCAAGGCCGUCCGCAAGCCCAAGGCCGCCACCACCCCCACGAUUACUAACCCACCCGGAGCUGAGUCUAGUUCACCAGGGGAUGCAGCUCCUGGUGGAAUUACCAAUGACUCUACGAACACACGUGCAUCUAAGCGUGUCCCAGUUAAGUCCAGGCGUAACGAGCUGGCGGAUGUGAUUGGUACUGGGCCUUCCAUGAAACGGCCUGUGCAGAACAGGUCUGCGGGUGCUCAACAGUAUGUUAUCCUGCUCAUUUUUCUUUCGAUGCCUGCUAAGAGCUCUUAG